Molecule: messenger RNA, 2107 nt
Organism: Miniopterus natalensis
Lineage: Eukaryota; Metazoa; Chordata; Mammalia; Chiroptera; Miniopteridae
Gene: DYNLT3
Product: dynein light chain Tctex-type 3
Biological process (GO): microtubule-based movement
Cellular component (GO): cytoplasm; cytoplasmic dynein complex
Molecular function (GO): dynein intermediate chain binding
Source: RefSeq, a predicted model, not a curated record
CGGCCGCGGAGCUGGACCCGCCCAUCGCUCCGCCCCCCGGGAGAGUCCGAGGCACCAUGGAGGAGUAUCACCGCCACUGCGAUGAGGUUGGUUUCAAUGCGGAUGAAGCCCACAAUAUUGUUAAAGAGUGUAUAGAUGGAGUUUUGGGUGGUGAAGAUUAUAAUUACAACAACAUCAACCAGUGGACUGCAAGCAUAGUGGAACAAUCCUUAGCACAUUUGGUUAAGUUGGGAAAAGCUUAUAAAUACAUUGUGACCUGUGCAGUGGUCCAGAGGAGUGCAUAUGGCUUUCACACAGCCAGCUCAUGCUUUUGGGAUACCACAUCUGAUGGAACCUGUACCGUAAGAUGGGAGAACCGAACCAUGAACUGUAUCGUCAAUGUUUUUGCCAUUGCUAUUGUCCUGUGACAGACUAAAAAUGUUUGGCCAAAGCAAUUAACUUAAGAAUUUGUCAGUGUAUCUUUUCUAAAAAGAGUUACUUAUUAAUAUGCUAGAUGACAAGUGUGCAAUAUGCUUCAAAGCUACCAACAAAAACUGGAUAUUAUAAGCAAGCAAUCUCAUACAUAGUAAGUUGGCAGAUAUGCUCAUAUUAUAUAUAUACAAAAUCAUUUCAAUAAAAAAUUUAAUAUUAGCAAAAAUCAUACAGAAACAUGGCAUGGCAUGAAAAUACAGCCUUAUAUUUACACCAGCUUUUCACUAACAUGUACCUAAGCAUAUAGGGAAAUCCAUUCAGACAAUAAAAUUCUCUUUCAGCUUCAAAGAAGUUAACAAGAAGAAAUAUAUGAACAAAAAUGCUGCAAGGAUAAAUCUGGAGAAAAUAAUAAUGAACUAACACUUCUUAAGUUUGUGUUUCUUAUCCUCAGUUGUACAUAUGAAAGUAAUUGUUCUUUUUUUCUCUUAACUAAUUUUGCAGUAGCAACUAGUAUUAACUUGUUUACAUUUUCUGAGAACUGUUAAAACAGUUUUUAAAAUUUCAAAAUCUUGGAUUUACAUUUGAGGGCGAAUUAAAUCUGGUAACCUUGAAUUCCCUUGUUAAACAAAAUGAGCUAUGGUGUAUGAUGAAAAGUAUCUGACUACUAACUGUCUUACAAUUCAUGCAUUCCAUGUGUAAUAGACACUGUUGAAUGCUUGUUAUGAAUAUAUUUCUCUGCUAGUCAUUAUAGUUAUCAAUCUGCUGUUCAAAUUCUAAGUUUCUUUUGGCACCUCUUCAGUUGGACUAUUAACAUUUAUGUUUGGGGAAGGAAAAAAGUCAUUUUACAAGAGAGGGAAAAGGUGAAUUUGGUUAUCCGUGUAGAAGUAAGCAAAGUGAAAAGCACUUAUUGCUGACAGCGAAUCAUAGCUAUAAUUUUAAGAAUUGCUCCUAGCAAGCAAAAAAUGCAUAAAAUAUGCAGCUCUUAGUUAAAGGCCUUAUUAGCAGCAUUAUUUUACAAGUAGUAAAUUUUAUCACUACUUUAGUUACAACUAUCUGUACAUAAUUUUAAAUACUUAUGUGGGGUUCAAAUUAAUUGGAAUGAAGUGUAAAAGUAUACAAUCAUUGGCAAGUUAUUGAAAAUCUCAGGGCUUAUGAAAUGUAAUUAAAUUGAUUUAAAAAGGUACACAGCUGGCCACUAAAUGCGAAGUCAAUCUGCUAUUUAACCUUGAAAACAAAAUCAAGUUUCCAUAUUACCACUAACACUAAUACAUAUAGGGAAUGGAACCAUGAUUCAUUGAAUUUGGAAGGAAAGAAUAGCUUGGUAUUAAUACUGACAAUAUUAAGAUAAUAUUCUUGUAGGAAUACUAUGUGCAUGUUUGAUAUUUUAAGUAACGAUAAUUCUUCAAUGUUUAAAAAGAAUAUUAAGAAAAUACAAGGGUAGAGUUCAAUGCACUGAUGUACAUUUUUGGCCCGUGGGAAAUUCUCAUAGUCAUUACCUUUAUAUUAGUUUACACUGCUGGCUUUUGUACCCUUGAAUAUUAUAUUAGUGACCAAAAUAUCUGUGCAGUUAAGACUCAUUUUGAUUAUUGCUAUUGAAGCCUGAUCUUAGAAGAGUAAUAAUCAAAAAUACCUCGUGAAUUUGCUAUCUGCUCUGUUUCUAGUUACAAUAUAAUAAAGAUUAUCUUCCUGUGCUGUA